Messenger RNA from Sclerotinia sclerotiorum 1980 UF-70, 1491 nucleotides. RefSeq lists its product as hypothetical. Gene Ontology annotation, molecular function: rRNA (adenine) methyltransferase activity. Gene Ontology annotation, biological process: rRNA methylation; ribosomal large subunit biogenesis. Bases 1 to 1491 code for a protein of 496 amino acids. The record is from RefSeq and is a predicted model, not a curated record. Gene Ontology annotation, cellular component: nucleolus. The transcript has a single exon. NCBI's taxonomy places the organism in Eukaryota, Fungi, Ascomycota, Leotiomycetes, Helotiales, Sclerotiniaceae.
AUGUUCGCAGUUCCAGGAUGGUCAGUCUCGUCGAGUCUGCUAAAAACACAAACCGCAGAGUCUGUUGCUGCUGCGCCAAAAGCUGAAGAGGAAGGAGUGCCGGUUGAGACGAAAUCCAGCAAGAAACGCAAGCGCGCAAAGAAUCCAGACGUGAAUGCAGCGAACUUGUCAGAAUUGUGGGAGUCAGUCAUUGAAGGCAAGCCAAAAACGAAGAAAGUAAAGAAUGCUGAGAAGGAUGGCGAAGCAAAAGAGAAAAAAGAUAAAGUAGUCAAGGAAAUCAGCACAGAUGAUAUUCAGAAUGGACCAGCAGGACCUUCGAAUGAUUCGACAGAAACCUCGGAAUCUAAGAAAGAGAAGAAACAAAAGAAAAAGAAGAAGGAUAAGGACUCGAAACCAUCCGACAAUGAUCAACCCAUGAAAGACGAUACCGCCGAUGCUACCUCGACCAAACCUCCCAAGCCUAUUGCAAAGUUAACACCACUUCAAGCUUCUAUGCGUCAGAAGCUCAUAUCCGCCCGCUUCCGUCACCUGAAUCAAUCUCUUUACACUACCCCUUCCUCCGAAUCUCUUGCUACCUUUCAACAAAACCCAGAAAUGUUUACCGAGUAUCAUGAAGGUUUCCGCCGCCAAGUGGAAGUUUGGCCCGAAAACCCAGUUGAUGGUUACUCUCUGCAGAUUCGCCAGCGCGGUAAACUCAGACGUGAUAUGCGAGGCCAACCGGCCCAGGAAAAGACUGAUCUAACGCCAUUACCAAGAACAGACGGCACAUGUCGAAUUGCCGACCUGGGUUGUGGCGACGCAGCUCUCUCCACUGGCCUUCAAAAAGAUCUCAAGAAACUCAACCUCAAAAUCCACAGUUUCGAUCUCCAAAGUCCCAGUCCCCUCGUCACUCGCGCCGAUAUCGCGAAUCUCCCUCUCGAAGAUGGAAGUAUCGACAUUGCGAUUUUCUGCCUCGCACUCAUGGGCACCAAUUGGAUCGAUUUCAUCGAAGAAGCCUUCCGCGUUCUCCGCUGGAAGGGCGAACUCUGGAUUGCCGAGAUCAAAUCUCGCUUUGGACGGGUAGGAGGAAGCAAUAAGAAAGUAGUCGAGCACAGCGUGGGGCACCGCAAAAAGAACCAACCCAUCAACAAAAAAGCCAUCAAAGCCGCCGACGACGAAGCAGACGAGGCAGAUCUCAUGGUGCACGUAGAUGGCAACGAAGACAACAAGCAAGAAACCGACGUAUCGGCCUUCGUCGAAGUCCUCAAGAAACGAGGCUUCGUCCUGCAGACCGAAAAAUCGGUCGAUUUAAGUAACAAGAUGUUUGUCAAGAUGCAUUUUGUCAAGGGCGCAACACCCAUCAAGGGAAAGUGCGUACCGAUUGCCAAGGGUGUGCCGACGGGAGAAACAUGGAAGAAGAAGCCUAAGGCUAAGUUUUUGGAGGAGCCGGAGGAUGUCGACGUUUCGAAUGAGGCGGCCGUCUUGAAACCGUGUGUUUAUAAAUUGAGAUAG